Messenger RNA from Dictyostelium purpureum, 1701 nucleotides. RefSeq lists its product as uncharacterized. NCBI's taxonomy places the organism in Eukaryota, Evosea, Eumycetozoa, Dictyosteliales, Dictyosteliaceae. The transcript has 3 exons. The coding region runs from base 1 to 1701 and encodes 566 amino acids. The record is from RefSeq and is a predicted model, not a curated record.
AUGGUAAUUUUUUCAUUAGUAUAUUUAAUAAAUAAAUAUUUUGCUUACAAUAACAAUAACAAUAACAAUAAUAAUAAUAAUAAUAAUAAUAAUAAUAAUAAUAAUAGCAAUAACAAUAAUAAUAGCAAUAACAAUAAUAGUAGCAUUACCAACACAAAUCAUUAUACCCCAAUCAUUAAUAGCAGCCUCACCAACACACAACCUUCUAUUCCAAUAAAGAACAACAAUAUAACCUACUCACAACAUUCUGCCCCAAUCAACAAUAACAAUAAUAAUAGAAAUAACAAUAAUAGCAACUUCACCAACCCACAUCAUUAUACCCCAAUCAUUAAUGGCAGCUUCACCAACACACAACAUUCUGCCCCAUUCAAAAAUAAUAUUAACAAUAACAAUAACAAUUACAAUAAUAGCAUAAUUAAUAGCAACUUCACCGGUACUCAACAUUCAACCCCAAUCAACAAUGGCAACAUCACCGGUUCACAACAUUCAACCCCAAUCAAUAAUAUCAACUUCACCAGUACACAACAUUCAACCCCAAUCAAUAAUGGCAACAUCACCGAUUCACAACAUUCUGCCCCAAUCAACAAUAAUAAUAACAAUAACAAUAACAAUAAUAGCAUAAGUAAUAGUAACUUCACCGGUACACAACAUUCAACCCCAAUCAACGAUAACAACAUCAUCUACACUCAAAACUCUGCCCCAAUUGACAAUAAUUUAAAUCCAAAUGAUUGCCACCAAUACCCACAACAAAACCCACAAGACUCAACAUCAAGCAAUCAACCACCACCACAUCAAUUUAACAGCCCAAGUGCCUCAUCAGUCAAUAGCCCACAAUCUCAAGAUUAUUCAAAUUCUUCUCAACAACGUAAUAUCCCAAAACCACAAAGACAUUCAUCUGUUCCAUUCACAUUUGCAUCAACUAGAAAUCACACAAUCAAGAAGAGAUCAUUAGAAUAUGAUAAUGAAAUUAUUAAGUGUGAUAAAGUAUUUGCCAAAAAACAAAAACUCGAAGAUGAAGAGAGUUUAAGAAGGGAUAAGCAAAUUGUUGAAAUGGAAAGAUUAAGAAAAGAAAGAGAAGAAAUAGAGAGAAUAAAAAUAUUAGAAAUGGAAAGACAAAUAAAAGAAAGAGAAGAAAGGGCUAAAUUGGAAAGACUCAAAGAGAUUGAAAGAGUCCAAAAAGAAUAUAGAGAAAGGGAAGAAUUAGAAAGAAUCGAAAUAUUAGAGAGAGAAAGACAAAUAAAAGAAGCUCUAGAAAGAAGAAAAUUGGAAAUAAUUCAAAGAGAAAGAGAAUAUAUGGAAAAACAAGAAAGAGAUAGAUUACAAAGAAUCCAAAGAGACAGAGUAAGAGCAGAAAGAAUAAGAGCAACAGAUCAAAGAGAAAGAGAGAGACAAAGACAAGAAAGGGAAAGAGCUCAAAGGGAAAACCAAGAAAUGGAAAGAGCUCAAAGGGAAAGAGAAGAAAAUGAGAGGGAAGAAAGAGAAAGAUUAGAAAGAGAUAAUUUGGAAGGUGAACGUUUAGAAACCAAUGAAAAAUGUACCAUUUGUCUUAAUUUUAUAAAUAUUAAUGAAAUGGCUACAAUUGAUUGCCUCCAUAAAUUUUGCUACAGAUGUAUUCAACAAUGGUCUAAUCGUAUCAAUACCUGCCCAAACUGUAGAGAAGAGUUUCAUGACAUCAUCAGAGUAACUAAUGCUAGAAAUUAG